GCGCGCUCGCAGACUAAACGGAAUCUGACAUCUGUACAGCCCUCGCUCUAAUCGCGUUUAACUCUUUUAUCUCUGGAUGAAAAGUCUUCUGGUGUAGCCUACGGCUCUCUGUCAGUUACGCGGGUGAUGAGCGGCGCCGUGCGCUCCGAGAGGAAGGGCAUCUCAUGUCCAACGCUAGACCCGAACUGCUCGCGCAUCGCGGAAAGCCUCUCCUCGUGGAACAACUCCGUGAUGAGCGCGUACAGGCUGGUGGAUUUACCCCCCACGACCAAAUCUGUUGCCAUGGUGGAAGAAUCCGUUUACCCUUUCCCAACAGUGGACGUGCCUGAUCAUGCUCAUUACACUAUUGGUGCUGUCAUCCUUGCUGUUGGCAUUACUGGCAUGUUGGGCAACUUCCUGGUCAUCUAUGCAUUCAGCAGGAGCCGGACCCUGAGGACACCUGCCAACUUGUUCAUAAUAAACCUUGCCAUCACAGACUUCCUCAUGUGUGUCACUCAGGCGCCCAUCUUUUUCACCACCAGCAUGCACAAGAGGUGGAUCUUUGGAGAAAAAGGUUGUGAGUUGUAUGCAUUCUGUGGGGCUUUGUUUGGCAUCUGCUCCAUGAUCACUCUCAUGGUGAUCGCUGUGGAUCGAUAUUUCGUGAUCACGCGGCCUCUAGCCUCCAUCGGGGUGUUGUCUCAGAAGAGAGCUCUGCUGAUCCUUCUGAUAGCUUGGGCUUAUUCACUUGGCUGGAGCCUGCCACCCUUCUUUGGCUGGAGUGCUUAUGUUCCUGAAGGGCUGUUGACCUCUUGCACCUGGGAUUAUAUGACCUUCACACCCUCCGUGCGAGCUUACACUAUGCUCCUCUUCAUCUUCGUCUUCUUUAUUCCACUUAUCGUCAUCAUCUAUUGCUAUUUCUUUAUUUUCCGAUCCAUUCGCAGCACUAAUGAAGCUGUGGGCAAAAUUAAUGGCGAUAACAAGAGAGACUCAAUUAAACAAUUUCAACGGCUGAAAAAUGAAUGGAAGAUGGCGAAAAUUGCUCUUAUUGUCAUUCUCAUGUAUGUCAUCUCCUGGUCUCCAUAUUCAACUGUGGCACUGACAGCUUUUGCUGGGUAUUCUGAUAUGCUCACACCGUACAUGAAUUCAGUACCUGCUGUGAUAGCCAAGGCUUCAGCAAUCCACAAUCCCAUCAUUUACGCCAUCACACACCCCAAAUACAGGUUGGCCAUAGCGAAAUACAUCCCGUUUCUUCGUGUGCUGUUGUGCGUCCCCAAGCGUGACCUUCAUUCACUCCACAGCAGCUUUAUGUCCACACGUCGUUCCACCGUCACUAGCCAGUCCUCUGAUAUGUCCGGACAGUUUCGCAGAACCAGCACCGGCAAGUCUCGGCUCUCCUCAGCCUCCGACAGCGAAUCUGGCUGGACAGAUACUGAGGCCGAUCUCUCGAGCAUGAGCUCCAGGCCUGCCAGCCGACAGGUGUCUUGUGACAUCAGCAAGGACACUGCAGAGAUCCCUGACUUCAAACCUUGUAACUCAUCCAGCUUCAAAUCAAAGCUCAAAAGCCAUGACUCGGGCAUCUUUGAAAAGAGUUCCUCUGACGUGGAAGAUGUGUCUGUGGUAGGACUCGUUCAGCAGGACCGUACCAACCCUUUAGCUGCUGGUGACGGUACAGACGUGCCAAUUUCAAGAUGUGCGAUUGGUCGGAUUCCCAGUAUUGUCAUCACCUCUAAGUCGAGCACUUUCCUGCCCUCGGUACGGCCGAGCUACAGAAGCAGGGCAAACCCACCCAGGACAGACUCUCGUGGAGGAGUCCAGCAGGGGGCAGUGCAUCUCUCCACUGCGGCUGAAACCCCUGAGUCCACUCACUUAUUAGACAACCCUCGCCCUCAGUAUCUCUAAUGCUUACACCUCUUCUUACCUUCAAGCUUUGUGUUGAGGUUUAGUGUUUUUGUGAGUUAUCCUGUUCUGUGGUUUACAGUUGAAGGAAGGGAAACUUGAAAUGAAGACAAACCUUGAGAGAUGAAUCAGUGCUCUGUAUCACAGAAUGUAAAAUAUGAAAGUCAUACAUUGAUGUCUUUUACACAUUUUUAUGAUGACUUCAACUGUUACGCAAUAUCCACCAUCUUUGUUUCCCUUUAUUUGAAGGAAGCAUUUAACAGACAGUGCUUUGAAUCAGGCAAAGUUACCGCUCAGUCCAUGGAGACUUGGAUGGAUGGAGAGAAAAAGAGCAUCUCAGAUUAUUUUAGGCUGUCAUUAAUGUCUAAUGGCAUAUACAGGUAAUAUCAGCUUACUUAGGGAGUUCUUUGUGUUUGCUUCAGUAUUAAGCUUUAAGUUUCUUUUAUCUUUAUAAACUUUUUGACGAUGUCAUUUCAUCUGAUAAGACUCUACCUGAAUGUUUUGCUUGACAGGAUAAUCUUAAAACUGUGGUGUGUGAGUUCUGCUCAUGAGACUGAAAUGCUUGCUUCCACAGAACCUUAAAUGUAUGCAAUAUGAAGCCAUAUUACAACUUAGAAUCCUGUUUUAUCUGUUUAGUGAUAUUGGGGUUUUCAUUUGGAAUUAACUUGUAUUUUUAUCCAAAAUGCCAAUAGUGUAGUUUUAAGAUAGGAAGCCUGUGCAA
Carassius auratus (goldfish) is the source of this 2596-nucleotide messenger RNA. RefSeq names its product melanopsin-A-like. The transcript is spliced from 11 exons. Gene Ontology annotation, cellular component: membrane. Gene Ontology annotation, molecular function: G protein-coupled receptor activity. The record is from RefSeq and is a predicted model, not a curated record. Lineage: Eukaryota; Metazoa; Chordata; Actinopteri; Cypriniformes; Cyprinidae. Bases 127 to 1878 code for a protein of 583 amino acids. Gene Ontology annotation, biological process: visual perception; G protein-coupled receptor signaling pathway.